AUGGCCUUCGCCAACUUCCGACGCAUCCUGCGCCUUUCCACCUUCGAGAAGCGCAGGUCCAAGGAGUACGAGCACGUCCGCCGGGACCUGGACCCCAACGAGGUGUGGGAGAUCGUCGGGGAGCUGGGCGACGGCGCCUUCGGCAAAGUGUACAAGGCCAAAAACAGAGAGACAGGCGCCUUAGCUGCUGCCAAAGUCAUUGAGACCAAGUAUGAAGAUGAACUGGAGGACUACAUGGUGGAGAUUGAGAUCCUCGCGACUUGUGACCACCCUUACAUUGUAAAGCUGCUGGGAGCCUUUUAUUAUGACAGCAAACUGUGGAUCAUGAUUGAGUUUUGCCCUGGUGGAGCAGUGGAUGCAGUUAUGCUAGAGCUGGAUCGAGGCCUGACUGAACCCCAGAUCCAAGUGAUGUGCCGCCAGAUGCUAGAAGGCUUGAACUAUCUCCACAACAAGAAGAUUAUCCAUCGAGACUUAAAGGCAGGCAAUGUACUGCUGACCCAGGAGGGAGAUAUCAAGCUUGCGGACUUUGGAGUAUCUGCCAAAAAUAUAAAGACUUUGCAAAGACGGGAUUCUUUCAUUGGCACACCAUACUGGAUGGCUCCUGAGGUGGUAAUGUGUGAAACUAUGAAAGACACCCCAUAUGACUACAAGGCUGACAUCUGGUCCUUGGGCAUAACACUGAUAGAAAUGGCCCAGAUAGAACCUCCUCAUCAUGAGCUCAAUCCCAUGAGGGUCCUCCUGAAAAUAGCCAAGUCCGACCCUCCCACUCUUAGCUAUCCCUCAAAGUGGUCUCCAGAAUUCAACGACUUCCUGAAGACAGCCCUUGAUAAGAACCCUGAGACACGGCCGAAUGCAGCUCAGUUGCUGGAGCACCCCUUUGUCAGCAAAGUCACUAGUAACCGAGCCCUACGCAGACUUGUCGCAGAGGCGAAGGCCGAAGUCAUGGAGGAAAUAGAAGACAAUAGAGAGGAAGGAGAAGAGGAUGACUCAUCAGAAUCUGCAUCUCUUCAUGGCAACAAGAGAGACUUCUCUGUUGCAAGUCAACUAAGUUUGGAAGGAGAGAAGUCUCUGGAAAACCACUCAUUGUCGCUUGUGGCCAAUGGACCCGAGUUACCUUUGGAGCAAGUCAAGGAAGCCAUUAAUGGACAGGGCAACCAGAUUUCAAUUGGAGGGGUUGGUGACGAGAACUCAGAAAAGAACAUUAACGGUUCAGACUUGUCUGGGGUAGAGGAUGGCAAAGAUCUGCCCCAAAGCCAAGAAAAGCCAGCCGCCGAUUUUCAGUUGCACCUCCUUGAAGAAAAAGUAGAACCAGCAGAGAACAGGGACCACUUUGACCACCUGAUUAAAGACAGUGAACCAGCAAGCAAAGGCGAUUCCGAUGGUGGAAGCCAGCCAGAGAGCAGCCUCCUUGAAAUACCUACUGAAGAAAAACUUGCCAAUGGGUGUUUGAAUUUGUCCUCUCAGUUUGAAAAUGGCAGCUCAAAGAGGGAGUCCGAUUCUGGUAGCACCUCUGCCUCAGAUAGCAUCGAUCUCAGCAACUCCUUGUCUGCUGACUUGUCUCUGAACAGAGGCAGUGGGUCACUCUCCCUAAAGGACUCAAAAACGCAAAAGAUGACACUGAAACGAACCAGGAGAUUUGUGGUGGAUGGAGUAGAAGUGAGCGUCACCACAUCAAAAAUCAUCAGUGAAGAUGAGAAGAAAGAUGAGGAGAUGAGAUUCCUCAGACGUCAGGAGCUGCGUGAACUACGGCUGCUUCAGAAAGAGGAGCAUCGGAACCAGACACAGCUGAACAGCAAACACCACAUGCAGUUAGAGCAGAUGCUGAAGCGCUUUGAACAGGAAAUGAAUACAAAAAAGAAAUUUUACGACACUGAACUUGAAAAUCUAGAACGCCAGCAGAAGCAGCAAAUUGAAAAGAUGGAGCAAGAUCACGCUACGCGCCGACGUGAAGAAGCAAAACAUAUUCGGGCUGAGCAGGAGCGAGAGUAUGCUAAAUUUCAAGAGCAGCUGAAGCAAAAAAAGAAGGAGGUCAAGAAUGACAUGGAAAAGCUUCCACGGCAACAGCGCAAGGGGACCAUGAAGGUGAAGAUGGAGGAGUUUACCCAGAAGAAACAAGUCCUGGAACAGGAGUUUCUGGCCAAACAGUCUGAGGAUCUGGAACAGGCCAUGAAUAAUAUCACAACCCAGAAUCGAAAGGAGAUCUGCGACAAGGAGCGGGAAUGCCUUAACAAGAAACAGCAGCUCAUGAGAGAUCGGGAAGCCACCGUCUGGGAACUAGAAGAGCACCAUCUACAGGAGAAACACCAACUUAUUAAACAGCAGCUGAAAGAUCAGUAUUUCCUUCAAAGACACGAACUGCUCCGAAAACAUGAGAAGGAGCGUGAGCAGAUGCAGCGGUAUAACCAGCGAAUGAUAGAACAGCUAAAGAUUCGGCAACAGCAAGAGAGAGGCCGUCUCCCCAAAAUCCAGAGAAGUGAAGGGAAGACCCGUAUGGCCAUGUAUAAGAAGAGUCUCCAUAUCAAUUCCAGUGGAAGUCCCUCCGAACAGAGGGAAAAAAUAAAACAGUUCGCUCAGCAGGAGGAAAAGAGGCAGAAAGCAGAGCGAUUGCAACAGCAGCAGAAACAUGAGAUGCAGAUGAAGGAUAUGAUUGCCCAGUGUGAGAGCAACAUGAAUGAACUCCAGCAGUUACAGAACGAGAAGUGUCACCUUUUAGUUGAACACGAGACCCAGAAAUUGAAGGCCUUGGAUGAAAACCACAACCUGAACCUGAAGGAGUGGCGAGAUAAGCUGAGGCCGCGCAAGAAGGCAUUGGAAGAGGAACUGAAUCAGAAGAAGCGCGAGCAGGAGAUGUUCUUCAGACUCAGUGAAGAGGCCAAUGGUCACACUCCAGCCUCACCAAACAAACCAGCCAAAUUUGUCCCAUUCAACUCUGCAGAGACUUCGUAACCCUUGAAUUAGCAGGCAAGGUU
Molecule: messenger RNA, 2969 nt
Organism: Euleptes europaea (tarantolino)
Lineage: Eukaryota; Metazoa; Chordata; Lepidosauria; Squamata; Sphaerodactylidae
Gene: STK10
Product: serine/threonine kinase 10
Exons: 19
Coding region: 1-2946 (981 amino acids)
Biological process (GO): protein phosphorylation
Molecular function (GO): protein serine/threonine kinase activity; ATP binding
Source: RefSeq, a predicted model, not a curated record